This is a messenger RNA of Acipenser ruthenus (sterlet), 4160 nucleotides long. RefSeq names its product pleckstrin homology domain-containing family B member 1-like. The record is from RefSeq and is a predicted model, not a curated record. Lineage: Eukaryota; Metazoa; Chordata; Actinopteri; Acipenseriformes; Acipenseridae. Gene Ontology annotation, biological process: regulation of cell differentiation. Gene Ontology annotation, cellular component: membrane. The transcript is spliced from 6 exons. Bases 184 to 759 code for a protein of 191 amino acids.
AAAUAGCAGAAAAUAAACAUUCGGCAUCCUGCCUUCUGCCAGAUUGCAGGCUCCUGUAUCUGUGAACAUACCUGGCAGAGCAAGUGGGAUCUGUUCCUGUGCAGAAGCUGUUGGAAGUUAUUGGAAGUUAUAGCCUAGAUCUACUUGAAAGUACUGAUUUGAAUUUGACUGGGAUCGACAGAAAUGGUUCUAAUGAAGUGCGGCUGGCUUUGGAGAAAAAGUUCUGUCCUGCGUCGCUGGAAGAGGAGCUGGUUUGACCUUUGGGUGGACGGGAACCUGGUGUUUUACCAGGAUGAGACCCGGAGAGACUACGAGGACAGAGUCAGGCUGAAGUAUAAAUGCACCAAUGUCAAGGCAGGGUCCGAAUGCACAGGUGUGGAGCCCCCAGACGGGAUCUCAAGGCACUGCUUAGUGAUAAUCUAUAUGAAGAAUGGAUCUACACUAAUCCUCUGUGCAGACAGUGAGGACGAGGCUCUGGCGUGGAAGCUGACAAUGCUGGAAGCAAAGGCCAACCCGGUGCAUUUCUACAACCCCUAUGAUGAGAAUUAUCACACAGUUCCAGUGGAUGGCCACAAUGCGGUCUACAUCAGUCCAGGAUAUCCUGGUUAUGGCUAUGGAGCAGCUGCAGGCGUGCCCCACGUGGUUGUGCAGCAGCGGCCCUGCGGCAUGUUGGGAGAGGAGGUGGCGCUGGGGAUGCUGGCAGGGAUGGCCACUGGGGCGGCGCUACGCACUCUGAUGUGGAUACCCUUCUGGUGCUGAAGAGUUCACCUUCUAAGAAGAUCCUUCGUUAUCCCUCUUCACAGUUACCAUUGCAGAGAUCCUCAAAGCUGCAGUGCCCCACAGUUCUGUUCCAGUUGUAUAGUAAAAUAUCACCCCUGGAUGGCUGUUUAUAAUGUUCAACAGUAGAAAAGACCAUCUUGGACUGGCAGUUCAUUUCCAUUCCAUAAAGGCAUUCUGGACACUGGUGCUAGUGUUGAGGCACUUGUUUGUAAUGUUAAUGACUACUUCUCUGGUCAACCAUAAUUGUAUACUAGUUUGGAAUUUUCCAUUUCUUUACAACAGCAUCCACUACUUAGCAAAGAAACCUGACAGCUGGAGUCACUAGACUAGACAACCUUUUAGUUUUCAUACACUAGAACUUUUAUUUUUUUCAAUUUGGAAGUUCAUAUUUUUUUCUUUCUUGUUAGAGCCCACUGGUCAUCAGUAUAGCUUUUUUUUUUUAGCCAAAAAGGUACAAGUGUAUAAAUAUAUACAGGGAGCAUAUACAAUACUUUACAAAUUAUAACAACAUAUUUGUACAUGUAUUUUCUGUCCUAUAUUUAAAAUACACAGUCCCCCUCUCCUCAACAUGGGAGAACAGCCUAGUUUCUGUUACAGCUGAGCUUUUCAGAUGAGCAUGGCCAUGACCACACAGCUUUCUAGGAAAAUGUGGAGUCUGGUUCCACUGUGUUGAGAAAAUGCUGAGAGCCAGGCUUCCUCAGACAGCCAUGGGACGCACUCACAAAGCAAACUCAGGAGCUAGUGUAUUUAAAUAAAUACGUUCUUGUCAAUUUUUGGUUUUUGUAUAACAGGAUAGGGUUGGAGAAUAUAACUUUAUAGUAUUCAUAAAAAGCAGACUUUGCAAAAGAUUCUUUAAAUAAUUAAUUAGUUAAAGCUUUGUUAGCAGGGCCAAUAGUACCUGUAUUGGAGCUGUGUUUCUUGCAGUCCCUAUUUUCAACCACCAGGAGGAGACUGUUACAGCACAUACAUAUACAUGGAUUACUAAGCAUGAGGUACGUAAUGACGUUUAGAAAAAAAAUGAACCGAAUGUACGGCUUGAAAAGAACAAUGUACAGUAAUUGAAAGCGUUGUUUCUAAUGUUUAUAGACAUUGGCCUGACUUCCUCUCAGAUAUCAAAUACAGUAUCAAAAUCAAAACGGUGUACCAUACCUGUGGUAUUCUUGCGCAGUUGGCACAUUCAAUUCCUGGGAUAAUGCUGAGGGAUCUAUGAAGUACACAAAUGCUUUCAUGAGGGAUUCAGAAAAUAAUCAGGUAGCCCCUUAUUAUAAAAUGUUUUUUUAAGGUAAUUUUAGUUUUCCAAUAUCUUUCACAUGGCUGUAGUGUACAUUUCUAAAUAACAGGAAACACUUCUGAUGAUAUUAAGACUGGCAAAAGGCUUUUACUACUCUUGGUGAAAUACUUUUUAUUCCUAACAUUCUAGUGAUGUUUUUUUUUUUCCGCAUUACAAAAACUAAGGACAUACUGCAGUCUUCUCUAUUGAGGGCAUGUGCAAGAGAGCCACCUAGCGGUCGUGUUGAAAUUCACACUGGAUGCCUUCCACCAGUGGGAAAACUCAAAGUCAAUAAUUUACUGGAAACUGCAAGUCCUGGUGUUCACAGCAUCUCAUCAUGGUCAGACAGUACAAAGGAAAGCAACCAGCAGUGUAGCGCAUUACAGCGGCACCUCCAGUUUCAUGGUGUAAUGUAUUCAAAUUGUUUUCCUAUCCUUCCAGUUUAUCUGUAUGUGCACUCUGCUUUGUAUGUUUCUUUGUUACUUCAAAUCUUUCACGUCUGCGCUACAACUUCUCUAAUGGCACAGGCGAUACUGUGAGAAGUAUAAUCCACGCCAGUAACAGCCAGUUAUGAAAUACUGCCACUGCUCACGGACAGAAAACUGGCAGACCAAAGAGGCUGAGCGGUGAAACAAAGGGCUUUGUGAUGUAUAAACUGAUCAAUUCAAACACGAACACGGUGUGUGAAGAACUUAAAAAGAAAGUAGUGGUUUAUUGAUGAGCUGGCUACAAAUGAUCUGAGGAUAAUCUGGUGUGUGUGUGUGUGUGAUUAAGAGAAGCAGAGUCAUUAACCAGUGAAGAUGCUGCAAGGCUUCGGUCCAGCACAGCUAAUAAAGUGACUUCUAUAUGAGUAAUACUGAUGUAUGGAGCGCCUCCUAUAGGGGGUUGGGGGAAUUGCAAUUCUAUUACUAUAUGUGUAAUAUAACUUUCAAGAUGAGUCAGCGGAGUAUAUAUUACAGAGCCAUGUUCUCGAUUAACAUCAGGACUGAAGAAACAUUGAAAUGUUGUUUGUCCUUAAAAUGUAUAUAAAGGGAAAUGGUUACCUGUUUUCUAAAAGCUAAAGUUUAGAUUCAGGAAAAAUAAACAUUUAGGCAGAAUGACAGUUGCUUCAGCUGCCAGUGUCUGGGGCCAGUAGCACUUCUAAAUAAUGAUACCGACCUACUGAAAUGUACCUAUGUUUAUUGCAGAGCAAAUAAAGCUGACAGCUGGAGGCACUGUGAGCAACAAGAUUCUCUGCUUCCCCUGUGCGUUCCAGUGGGUGUGGUUACUUCCACUCCAUUCCAGGGAUAGAAUGGAAAUCCUAAUUGUCUGCAGGGAAACCACUGAAUCAGUAUGUCUGAGACUGAAAAAGCAAACCAAGAGUCGCACCUUCUGAAGUUAUUGCCUUAAGAAGCAUGCUUAUAGACACAUAGGAAAUGCUUUCAAGCACACUAAUUAAUAUUGCAAACAUUUAUAGAAAUGAACGGUAUGCUGGAGGCCAUUUAGUUUUGCCUGAGCGGUCGACUGGUCAUUAAAGUAUCUUAAGACUUGAUUGCAGCAGGAGCAAUUCUAAUCCAUCUUGUGCUUGUAUUUAAUAUUACUCAGCUGUGUCUGCUUGUAAGAUGGAGCUGCUUGAAACACUGUAUAUUAAUUCAGACAGCCUACCAAAACCAGAGGACUCGGCAUUACACUGAAUUAACUGCUACCUAUCAGAUUCAAACUGAUUACUGUUGACCAGGAUUCUGACUUAAUGUUGUUUAUAUAGAGCACAGUUUAAUGAUCUGCUAAAUCAUGCUCUGUGGUAGUAAUACACUUUUCUGGUUCCACCUGCAGUAUUAUUUCAUAGCAGGUGGCACAAACGCAUUUCAAGGGUCACAGCCUCGCAUCACUUUUUGGAAUGAGGAAAUCAAAUACAGUGACUGGGCAGUUAGCUUGCUACAGCAGCAGGGAUUUAUCUGAGAGCUGGUCAGACAGCAACAGAUGAAAUACGAGUAAAACAAUCUGAAUAAAGCAAAUACAAAAAGAAGGGAACUGAGGUAGAAAAAAAACUCUUGAAAUUGAAUGAUAAAAAUGAAAAAAUCAACUGGGGAAAAAAAAAAAGAUCAUUUAAUAAAUGGUUAAUAAGAAUGUA